Molecule: messenger RNA, 5749 nt
Organism: Echinops telfairi (small Madagascar hedgehog)
Lineage: Eukaryota; Metazoa; Chordata; Mammalia; Afrosoricida; Tenrecidae
Gene: CILK1
Product: ciliogenesis associated kinase 1
Exons: 14
Coding region: 354-2255 (633 amino acids)
Biological process (GO): intraciliary transport; protein phosphorylation; intracellular signal transduction
Cellular component (GO): cytoplasm; cilium; nucleus
Molecular function (GO): protein serine/threonine kinase activity; ATP binding
Source: RefSeq, a predicted model, not a curated record
UGCCAUGCGCCGCGCGGCCCGAGCGACUCGCCGGACCUUCCGGGCGUCCCUGCAAGGACCCCUCGGCCCCUCCUAGCGGGGAUCGCCCCCGUUUCCAGUUCCCAAGCGGGCUGCUGCGCCCCGCUGGCCCAGAAGCCGCGCUCACCGCAGGGGCGGGCCCCAGCCUGCGUUCGCGGCCACAGCAGAAGACUGAGCCUGGAAAAUAUGUAUUUGGGAGACAGACACGUUGUACUGAAUCCCUUGUGCUGGUGCUGCCAUCGGAAAAUCUGGUUACAGGCCGGGGAGGCCUGCUCCCGCUGCAGGACUGAACCGCCGCAGCCCUGAGAUGAGUGACCGGCCUGGACGGGCGCACCAUGAAUAGAUACACAACCAUCAAGCAGCUUGGCGAUGGGACCUACGGCUCCGUCUUGCUGGGGAGAAGCAUCGAGUCUGGGGAACUGAUUGCGAUCAAAAAAAUGAAAAGAAAGUUUUAUUCCUGGGAGGAAUGCAUGAACCUUCGGGAGGUUAAGUCUUUAAAGAAGCUCAACCAUGCCAAUGUUGUCAAAUUGAAAGAAGUUAUCAGGGAAAAUGAUCACCUUUAUUUUAUCUUCGAGUACAUGAAGGAAAACCUUUAUCAGCUCAUCAAAGAAAGAAAUAAGCUGUUCCCUGAGUCUGCUAUCAGGAAUAUCAUGUACCAGAUAUUGCAGGGACUCGCAUUUGUUCACAAACAUGGCUUCUUCCAUCGGGAUCUAAAACCUGAGAACCUUCUCUGCAUGGGACCAGAACUCGUGAAAAUUGCUGACUUUGGACUGGCCCGAGAGAUCCGAUCAAGGCCUCCAUACACGGACUACGUGUCGACCAGAUGGUACCGGGCUCCAGAGGUGCUCCUGAGGUCUACCAACUACAGCUCCCCCAUUGACAUCUGGGCCGUGGGCUGCAUCAUGGCGGAAGUGUACACUCUGAGGCCGCUCUUCCCUGGGGCCAGUGAAAUUGACACCAUAUUCAAAAUUUGCCAAGUGUUGGGGACGCCGAAAAAGACCGACUGGCCGGAGGGCUACCAACUUUCCAGUGCUAUGAGCUUCCGCUGGCCGCAGUGUAUACCCAAUAAUCUAAAGAGCCUGAUUCCAAAUGCUGGCAGCGAAGCCAUUCAGCUCAUGAGGGACAUGCUGCAGUGGGACCCCAAGAAACGACCAACUGCUAGCCAGGCCCUUCGGUAUCCUUACUUUCAGAUCGGGCACCCUCUCGGGAACACCACCCAGAACCUCCAAAAUUCAGGGAAACCACAGAGAAACGUGCUGGAAAAGGCAGAUCCCCCUCCGCACAUGAAACCCGUCCCUCCUGCCCAACCCCCAACCAAGCCGCACACCCGGAUUUCUUCUCGACAACAUCAAACCGGACAACCCCCUGCACACCUCGUGUACCCCUACAAGGCAGAGGCCUGCCGGGCAGCGCACCCAAGCCACCUUCCAGAGGACAAGCCCAGCCCGCUGCUCUUCCCGGCCCUUCACACCAAGAAUCCUCCUUCGAAAAUCCUAGCGGACCUGGAGCCCAAGAAUGGGGAGAUCAAGCCUAAGAGCAGGAGGAGGUGGGGUCUUGUCUCCAGGUCAACAAAGGAUUCGGAUGACUGGGCCGACCUGGAGGACUUGGACUUCAGCCCCACCCUCACCAGGAUCGACCUGAAGAACAAGAAGAGGCAGAGCGACGACACGCUGUGCAGAUUUGAGAGCAUUUUGGACCUGAAGCCCUCUGAGCACAUGGGUACAGGAAAUAGCGCCCCCACCCAGAUGUCCUCCCAGAGGCGAGACACGCCCACCCUGCGACCCUCGGCCAAGCAGCACUACUUGAAGCACUCCCGAUACUUGCCUGGGAUAAAUAUGAGAAAUGGCAUCCUCCCAAAUCCAGGCAAGGAUUUUAUCCCAUCGAACCCGUGGUCGAGUUCUGGUUUGUCAGGGAAAUCGUCAGGGACGGUAUCAGUCAUCAGCAAAAUCAAUUCAGUGGGUUCCGGCUCUACGAGCUCUAGUGGACUGCCUGGAAACUACAUUCCUUCCUUUCUGAAGAAAGAAAUCGGUACAGCCCUGCAGCGGGUACACUUGGCACCUAUUCCAGAUCCUCCCCCUGGUUAUUCCUCUCUGAAGACUGUGAGGCCUCAUCCCGGGGGGCGGCCCUUCUUCCACACUCAGCCUCGAAGCACUCCUGGGCUGCUGCCCCGGCCGCCGGCUGCCCAGCCGGUGCACGGCCGCACGGACUGGGCUUCCAAGUACCCGUCGCGGCGAUGACUAGCCGGAGGCCCCUGCUAGAGGACAGCCGGACACCGUCCCCUCUCUGUUCCCGGCGGCGGCAUUCUACCUGCAAGGAACGGGAGGAUGGCAGAACACUUGCUCGUGAUCUUCUGAAUGGAGACAUUCCAAUCCUCUUUUUAAAACGUUUUCUUUGUUUCUUUUUAAUAUUGAUUUGAGGGCAGUACUCUCUUUUGGUACAAAAUUAUUUUGUUCUAAAACUGAGUUAUUUUCUUAAGCAGCGGCAUUUUGUACAUACGGAUUAUGUUAGCAUUUUCUACAGCCAACUUUGUAAUGGGUUUUUAAAAGAUUAAUUGAUUUUCCUUUGGGGUUCCAGAUAAUAUUUUAUACAGAUUAAGAAAAACCCUAUCAAGAAAUUGAUGCAGUAUUACAACAGGGGUGCACUGGAGGCUUGUAGGACCAAGGGGGUGACUCACGUAGAUGUGGGUGAAGUGAUGGUUGGAUCUUCCACGGGGCGCAUUAGGUACUGUGGGCUUUCAUGGGCUGCUGUUGGCUCUAGGGCAGUGAUGGCCUGCUCUUCUUCCUGUCGUGUCAUGUCUUUUUUAAAAAUUUUGACAUCUGUACUCUUCUGAAAGUAUUGGCUGUUGGGUCAUUUGUUCAUUGUGGUUAUUUCUCUGGUAAAGGAAUGCUAAAUACUUAAAAUUGUUUACAAAAUGGUUGCAACCAUUAAGACGGUUGGAGAUGGGCAAGCAGUGGCAACUUUGAGCACAGGGAGAAAGUUCAGGCUGUCAGCUCCUGCGAAGAUUGACAGCCCGGGAACCCCCAUUUCAAGGUCGCUCUGAGACAGAAUCAACCCCAAGGCAGUGGGUUUGAUGUCAUCAUAUGUUUUUCCCCUUCAUGUCUUGAAUCAACUUUUUAGGCGCUCGCGCACGCGCACACACACAGACACGCGCGCGCUUUUUCAAGUCACAAGGGUCUCAGCCAAAAGGUAAGCCUAUUCCGUUACAUUCCCCCCCACGUCCCGCCAGGCUGCAUGAGCAGGAGGCUGAGUCUGAAAGCAGGUAUUUCAUGAUUAGAAAGGGGAUUGUGCACGUAGGUCAGGUCGCCAGACCCAGGGCAGAGCUGACAGUGAAUAAUUUUUUGUCCUAGUCAAAUCUCAGGGCAAUCUGGGGGGCAGGCAGGGGAGGGGCUGACUUGUAGCUUCUCUGGAAGCCACAGCUAAAGCGCAUUCCUAUCCAUAGCGCCACAUGGAAGCUCAACCCUUCAGUCGUUUCUUUCAGCCACUUGGAAAAACAAGAAGUUAUCUUGGGCAGAGGCUGCUCCGUUGACAGGAAUGUUGACCACAGUUGGGAACAUGACAAAGCUAGUUUGGAGACAGGAGGAGACACAAGAGAAGGUCCACUCUCAUCCAUUUGUGAACCACACAUUUGCUUCUGCUCACCGGCCACCUGGUGGUUUCAGCUGUGCAGAGACUCACCUUCUCCCAGGGCUCACCAAGUUCCAGGAUACAGCAAGCUGAACCCUAAAAAACCAGCCUUUUUGAUACCUUCCUAUGAUUGGCUAACAUAAAUAUUGGCAGCUUCAUAAGGUUCAACCUAAUAAGUCGGUAUUUUCCUGUGUUGGGGUAUUAAUACUCGGUACAUUGCAGCAAUUGGGCCCAAACCUAGCAUCAGUGGGGAGUUUAGGCUUUUGAGAAUCUGGUCCCCAAAUCUCAACUAAGCAGCUCUGGCCCUUAGGGGCGGGAGAACGGUGCAUCCCAUCCUGGAUGUGGAUUAGAUGGAUAAGGUUUUCCUGUUAACAGCCCGGCGGCACCACUUAGGAAGCUAGCACGUGUGCAUGGAAGCCCAACUUGAACUGAGUUUGUUUCUGUCCUGUAUUCUCAACUCAUUGUCAACAGCAACAGCAGUGUGUUUUCAGAGAUAGGAGUUCUUCCUUUCCUAUGAAGUUAAUAUUUAUUUUCCUUUCUGUAUUCCAUAUACAAAGCAAGCUUCUCGGAAACCUGGCCUUUUGGAAAGCUGGUCUCCGAUGGUAAGUCCCUCCUAGGGAAAGAAAUGGGAUUGUGAGGACCAUCUUCUUAGUACUCUGGCUUAUGUUCAGGUUUGCUUUUUGUUUUUGUUUUUCAUGGAAAAGCCUAGUUAUCUAGCUCUCAUACGCCAUGAGAUUCUUUUUCUAAUACUUUGGUAACACCCAACUUGCUGGGCACUUUCCUUUGUUCACCAGCAAACACCUUCCCUUGGGAAGCCAAACUUGUUCCUCCUUGCAAACGUGCAGGAGCAGAGCAGGGCUGCGGACCUGAAAUCUAAAGAACUAGCAAAAUCGUAGAAAGUGGUCCAUUCUCUUGCCCCAGCUGCGAAAGGACAGUAGUAUAUUCCAGCUCUGAGCCACAGAGGGGAGCCAUGACCCUUUCCUGUUAGUUCAAAAUAAAAUGCUGCUCCCCACAUAGUGUAGAUUUAUAAGGACAAUGGACUUAUGUUUACCUGAAAUGGAAGACAACAGGUGUGGUGAGUGGUGACUGUCCUUCUAUGACCAUAUCGGGGCUCUCACUACAUACACCAUGCACAGUAGGGAAGCCACAUGUCCAUAAAAGCUCUUUCAGGCGCAUUUGUUUUACAAUAAAUUCAGUUAAGUACCCAAGCCCCCACCCAGCUGCUUUAAAUGGGAUUUAUGUUGGAAGACAUUUGAUUUCCAACCCAUUUCCUAGACAUCUCUCUGCCUACAGGAUGGUGGACAUCUACUACCUGGGGCGACACUAUGUCCUCUCUCCUAGAGGUAGAAAAAUGGCCACAAUCAAAGCAACCCCUGUCAAAGCAAACAGGAAGCGUGAGUGUGUUUAAGUGCAAAUGUGGGUGAUCUUGGAGUCAUGGACCACUGGGUUUUCCCUUGGGGCAGCAUGUCCUUCUGAUGGGGCCAGUGCUUUGUGCCAGGUAGGGGAGAGAAGGAAGAAAAGGCUAUGUGGGCUGUAUGUUAAGCUCAAUGGAUGACCAAAAGCAAUACGUUUUAUGAGGAAAGGUUGGACAGGCAAAUGUUUUGUGCCCUUGAAAGCAUGCUGUAGCGACUUGUUUGUUUAAUCAAUGUUAAUGUUUAAAAGGCUUUAGAAUGAUUUUUACACUUGUCAACCAAAUGUACUAUACUUUUAUAUAAUUUAUUAUGAGAACUUUCGUGUGGGAACCAUUAAGAAGACAACCUGGAGGCAAAUAUCACAUUAAUCUGUAUUAUCAGUUUCUUAAUAGACACUGCGCUCCUGUGAAUGUAAAGUGACCCCAGCAAAGUCUUCUGCUUUCAGAGAUCUUGGAGAGCAAUUUAGUCACCAGAUGACAACGAAUUACUCAGAGCAUAUUUAUUUGUAAAGCAAAUACUCAUCAUAAUGAGAAGCUAGAAAGACAGAAAAUUCUUUAAGUAAGAUCUUUCUAAAAUAAAAUGCUUUUCUUUAAAAAAAAACUGUUUGUCUUAAGGUGUUUCAGAACAUGAACUUUAUGUAAAAAAAAACCCAAAACUCUCUUGCCCUGCCCAAUAAAGUUACAGUUUAAGAAACA